Molecule: messenger RNA, 1273 nt
Organism: Mangifera indica (mango)
Lineage: Eukaryota; Viridiplantae; Streptophyta; Magnoliopsida; Sapindales; Anacardiaceae
Exons: 5
Coding region: 191-1030 (279 amino acids)
Cellular component (GO): nucleoplasm; mitochondrion
Molecular function (GO): cadherin binding
Source: RefSeq, a predicted model, not a curated record
GCCCAUCUUCUCUCCUGAUUAAAAUCUGUGGUAAAAUAAUAUAUCUUUCGCUUUGUCUCCCUUUAUAAUCCUUCCCUAUUCGGGGCUUUUGAUUUUUCUCUUACUGUUUCAAUUUGAUUUCAUCCAAAGCUCAAAAAACUUGCGGAGAUAGUACAGGGUUAGCUGUGUUGUAAGAUUCAGUUAAUAAGAAAUGCCUAGGGAAUUGUCACGUUCACGAUCGCGGUCACCAACACAUAGGCGGAGGCAUUCACCUUCACCUAGGUAUAGCAGGAGGAGCCGGAGAGAUAGAAGUCGGUCACCAUAUUCAUCAUAUUCUUCAAGCAGGCGGAAAAGUCGUUCUGUUUCCCAACGACGCCGGAAAGCUCGUUCUCCUUCCCCAAGGCGGCAUAAAAGUCGUUCUCCGACUCCUAGGCGCCAUAAGAGGCAAAGAAGUAGGAGUUCUUCACUGUCUCCUACUCAUAAAUCCUCAAGUCCAAGUCUUGGAUCAUUAGAGCAGAAAAAUGCAGUUGAAAAAUUAAAAAAAGAAGAGGAAGAGAAAAAAAGGCGUCAACAGGAAGCUGAAUUGAAACUGAUAGAAGAAGAGACAACAAGGAGGGUGGAAGAAGCUAUUAGGAAGAGAGUUGAAGAGAGCUUGAACUCUGAGGAGAUUAAGCUGGAAAUUCAGAAGCGUUUGGAGGAGGGGCGGAAGAGACUUCAAGAUGAAGUCACAGCUCAACUCAAGAAAGAAAAGGAAGAUGCCCUAAUUGAGGCUAGAAGAAAGGAGGAACAAGUCCGAAAAGAGAAAGAAGAAUUGGAAAAAAUGCUUGAAGAAAACCAGAGGAGGGUGGAAGAAUCUCAGAGAAAAGAAGCGGAGGAGCAGCAGCGAAGAGAGGAGGAGCGUUACCGUGAACUGGAGCGCAUCCAAAGAGAAAAAGAAGGGGCUUUGAGAAGGAAGAAACAGCAAGAGGAGGAAGAACAUUUGAAUCAGAUGAAGCUGUUGGGUAAGAACAAAUCACGACCGAAGUUGUCGUUUGCAUUUGGGUCUAAAUGAGCCACCGUGGAGUUUGGUAUAAUUUGACAAAAUUUCUGUGCUUGAUUAACUUAAUUAAUAUACAUGUUCGCAUUUGUGAUCUAAAUGAUGAAACACAGUUUUUGCUCCUUUUUGUCUAAGUAUGAUGUUCACCUCUGCUUGGAGUUUUUGGUAUUUACAUAUUUGAAACUUGGAAAGUUCAAUUUUUAUUUCCAUCAUGGCAAAAAUUGGUUUCACUUAAUCACAAGCAGAAAUUUUAGGUUA